Molecule: messenger RNA, 1038 nt
Organism: Dama dama (fallow deer)
Lineage: Eukaryota; Metazoa; Chordata; Mammalia; Artiodactyla; Cervidae
Gene: MRPS26
Product: mitochondrial ribosomal protein S26
Exons: 4
Coding region: 51-668 (205 amino acids)
Cellular component (GO): mitochondrial small ribosomal subunit
Source: RefSeq, a predicted model, not a curated record
CCGGGCCCCCAUGAUGCCCUGCGGCGUGCCGGAGACGGGGCGGUCUCGCCAUGCUGCGCGCGCUGAGCACCCUGGGCGCGCGGCCCUUAGGCCGCCCUCCAGCCCAGUUUCUGUUCCUCGCGCGCGGCCGAAAAACCCGCCACGACCCGCCGGCCAAGUCCAAGAUCGGGCGCGUGGCGACCCCGCCCGCCGUGGAUCCUGCGGAAUUCUUCGUGCUGACGGAGCGUUACCGGCAGUACCGCCAGACGGUGCGCGCCCUCAGGCAGGAGUUCGUGACCGAGGUACGCAGGAAAGCGCAUGAGGCCCGGGCCGGUGUCCUGGCAGAGCGCAAGGCGCUGCAGGAUGCCGCUGAGCACCGCGAGCUGAUGGCCUGGAACCAGGCGGAGAACCAGCGGCUGCAUGAGCUGCGGAUGGCCAGGCUGCGGCAGGAGGCACGGGAGCAGGAGCGGCGGCAAGCGGAGGAGGCGGCCCGGGAAGCCCGAGAGGCGGAGGCCUGGGCCCAGCUCAAGGAGCGGGAAGUGCUGCAGCUGCAGGAGGACGCAAAAAACUUCAUCACCCGAGAGAAUCUGGAGGCACGGGUGGAAGAAGCUUUGGAUUCCCCCAAGAGCUACAAUUGGGCCAUCACCAGAGAGGGGCUGGUGGUCAAGCCACAGCACAAGGGCUCCUGAGGUCCCAAUGAGAACAGUACCCCCCCAGGGACCAUGGAAGUAAAGGGGUUGGGCCUGAUCUGAAAUAAAGCAGUUGGUGUUUCUGAUGAAGGAAAAGGUUCUACCUGUUCCAGUGCAGCCUUCACUUUGGGGCCUCAGCUCCUGCCGCUUGGUCAGAAACUCCACACAUGCAGUGAUGUAUUCUGCACCCAUGUGCAACUCUCAGUAAAGCACCAGACCUGAGAAGUUUCUGUCUCACAGAGAAGCUUAGUCCCCUCAACAGCCAGGUUGUCUCCUGAGUAUCCUCGGGAUCAGUGGUUGGCAUAUUGCAGUUCUUGGACAAAAUCUGGCCUAUUGCUUGUUUUUGUGAAUAAAAUAUACUUCCCUGGUG